AGGGUACCAGUUCACAUGACGGGAUGAGGCUCAAUCAGACGGUACGUCUGUGAUCGGCCGGUCUUUUAGCAUUAGCCGGACGCAAUUUAAGGCGACUAAAGAGCUCGACUGUCUACCUCCAGACAGCAGACAGACGUAAACAGGAGCAGCGGCGUCUCCUCAGUUUAGGAGCUGCUGUGGAGACAAGUGUGGCCGUGUAGACCCACCUGCGCCUGCGGCGGCGGCUCAACAGCACCGCUCCCUCGGGGCAUUUUCUGCUUUCGGCAAGGGUGGAAAAACUGCCUGUUAUUCCGCUUAAAAGAUGAGAGUCUCUCACGCUGCGGCCGGACUUUCCGUCUGGUUUGUGGUUUUAGGUUGCAUUCAUGCUGUUACGCUUGAGGUGAAGGAUAAGAACUCCACCUGCAUUAAAGCUGAUCUGUCUGCAUCAUUCUCCAUUGCAUACAACACUAGCAGUGCAGUGAGAACAGUGCAGAUUUCUUUGCCCAACUCUACCACAGUGGAUACAACAAGCAGCACGUGUGGCAAGGAUGGUGGCGCCCCCUGGCUGGUGGCAGUGUUUGGAUUUGGCCACACUCUUGGGCUGAGCUUUUCAACCAAUAGGAGUCUGUAUGAUGUUGCUAACCUGACUCUGCAGUACAACCUGAGUGACACUUCGGUGUUCCCCAGUGCCAACAUGUCCGGUGUGGUCACGUUAGUGUCUGCUUCUCCUGGGAUUCAGGCAGCAAUCAACACCACCUACCGAUGUGUGAGCCCUACUGUUGUUGCAGUCGGCACUGCAAAUGUCACUUUCACCAACAUGAGGCUACAGGCGUACAUGCCAGGAAAUGACCUGAGUCGAGCAGAAAGUGUAUGUAUGGCAGAUCAAACCAGUACAACAAGUUCACCUACUACUGUCAGUACUACAACAGUAGCUCCAGCUCCAACUCCAACCCCUUCAGGAACACCUGAGCAGGGCAACUACUCUGUAAAGGACACCAACGGCACCACGUGUCUCCUGGCUCAAAUGGGGCUGCAGCUCAACGUCUCCUAUGCUUCUCGGUCUCAGAAUAAGACUGUUCAGGAACUAUUAAACCUCAAUCCUAAUCUGACAGAUUCAUCGGGAUCAUGUGGAGUCAGCAGUGCUACACUGGUUUUGACAGGGGGGCAAAAUACUACGCUCAGCUUCACUUUCACUCUGAACUCCACAACCAGCAAGUAUCGCCUGAGUGGGAUAACACUGUUCGCUAAGUGGGCCGAUAUGAGUGUUCCCUUCUCAGUGAGUAACACCAGUCUCAACUUCCUGCGGAGUACGCUGGGCUACUCCUACAUGUGCAACGCAGAGCAGACUCUGUUUGUGUCAGCGGCCUUUUCUCUCAACACAUUCAAACUCAAAGUCCAGCCUUUUGGUGUCAAGACUGACCAGUUUGCUACAGCGGAGCAGUGUCAGAUGGACCAAAACCAGAUGUUGAUCCCCAUCAUUGUUGGAGCAGCUCUUGCCGGUCUGGUGCUGAUCACCCUCAUUGCAUACCUAAUAGGCAAGAGGAGGAGCCACGCUGGGUACCAGGCCAUCUGAGCGGACCCUUCAUUAGACUUUAACUCGACAGGCUGAUUGGUGCAGGGAUGAACCAAAGGGUGUUACUGAGUGAAGGAUAAUUCUGUGGGCGUGAGCCUGAGUGAAUGCAAGCAGAUAUUUCUUUGUAAGGAGUGCAUGUGUGGGCAUAUCUUUGGGAUGUCUUUUCACUUUCUCUAUGGAUGAUUUAAAAACUGCUAACUUUACAUGGUGUGCAUCUUGAUGAAACCUGAGAUGACUCCAAGUUGGGGAAAGUUUAUUUGAAAUUGCUGCAUCAUGUCAACCAUCAAUGGUCUGCUCUUGUUUCAUGUUCUAGGAACUGGAUUGUAUUUGCUUUAAGUGCUGUUUGUUUUUAAAUGUGUAAUUAUGCAGAAUCUUCCAAUUGAAGAGGCAGAGGGGAUCAAGUGAACUACCAAAACAUACUCACGGGUAUAUGUAUACUUCCCGAGCAUAGGAUUAUCCUGGCAACUCUUAAGAGAAGGCUCUGGUUUCCAAUCAUAUUCCUCCACAGGGGAGACUGAAGGCCUGCCCCAUCAGUGGACUGCAGUUAAAAUGUAGUUGGUAGGGUCUGGUAGUUGUGGCAAUGGUGUGGAUUGUGCCCUCAUGAGGCCAUACACAGAAUCAAAGUCUACUAAAUCAAAAUACAUUUAACAGACUUGUGAACAGGUGCAUGGUCGACUUCUCCAUUCUUGCUUUUCACAGCUCCUUCCCAAAAGCGUUAAUAUGAAUUCUGUCAUCUUCUAUUUUUAAUAAAACACUGAGUUUGAUCUUGUUUUGUAUUGGUUAAUAAAAUCUGAUAAAUCCCA
Messenger RNA from Archocentrus centrarchus (flier cichlid), 2355 nucleotides. It is a transcript of the gene lamp1a, whose product is annotated as lysosomal associated membrane protein 1a. The record is from RefSeq and is a predicted model, not a curated record. NCBI's taxonomy places the organism in Eukaryota, Metazoa, Chordata, Actinopteri, Cichliformes, Cichlidae. Bases 302 to 1552 code for a protein of 416 amino acids. The transcript is spliced from 9 exons. Gene Ontology annotation, biological process: establishment of protein localization to organelle. Gene Ontology annotation, cellular component: plasma membrane; lysosomal membrane; late endosome membrane.